Laetiporus sulphureus 93-53 is the source of this 2394-nucleotide messenger RNA. RefSeq lists its product as uncharacterized. The record is from RefSeq and is a predicted model, not a curated record. The transcript has 5 exons. The coding region runs from base 1 to 2394 and encodes 797 amino acids. Lineage: Eukaryota; Fungi; Basidiomycota; Agaricomycetes; Polyporales; Laetiporaceae.
AUGUCUUUUGAUGGCAUGCCUCCUUCAGCUGGAGUCUUUGCGAGCAUUCCCGUGCAUGCUGAGGAGUCAAAAAUCUGCACUCGUUUGGUUGCUGCGCUGAAUGGCCGAGGAAAGCAUCGUCGAUGUUCAGGCUUCACGUUCAAGAAUACAUCAGCACGGUCUGAAUCGCCGGGUCUCGGAACGUUCAAGCCAGAUGUUUGUAUCUUCCGAGAUGGCGUGAAGGAUGCUCAUCAGAAGAGCAAAAGCAAGAGCGCGGUCGCUCAUUUGGCCUAUGCAGAACUGUUUAUCGAAGUGAAGCGCAAUCUCUUGGAGGACUUCUUCUCAGAUCCCCCGGAGAACGCGGAUCGCGCAAGUCACCAGUUUAUCCUGAACCGCGAGUCAUUGGUGAGCAUGGAGGAGUUCCGUCAUGCGAAGGAGGCUCUUGGGAAGAUUGUUGCCUAUGCCACGGAGAUUCUGGCCCGCCAGCAUCGUCAUUGCCUCUUCUCGAUGUCCGUUUCCGGCUGCUAUGUUAGACUAUUCUACUGGGACCGUAGCGGAGUGGUGGUGACAGAAGCGAUGAGCAUGCGUGAGCAUCCGGACAUCAUCUGCAAGUUUCUGUGGUGGUUUUCCCAUGCUAGCGACUAUGCUCGAGGCUUCGAUGUGACAGUGGAGUGGGCCGAGCCAGCUGAGGAGAAGAAGUUUGAGCAGGCGAUCACUCGGCACAUCAAGGAACAGCUGCUACUCUGCACCUCGAAUGAAGAUGUUAUUCGACUAGCGAAGGACGAAGAGCAAGUGGAAUUAAGAAAACGAAUACCAAAAGACACGAAACGAUUGGUGGAAGCUCUAUGCGAACACUACACGUCGGGGAAAGUCAUAGCGGUCCACGUUUUCGACGAGACAACCGACCGUCAAGGCAACGUCAAGGUCGAACCUUAUCGUUAUCUCGUUUCCCGUCCCACUGCGUCUCCCAUAUCAUCUUUAUGCAGAGACACGCGUGAAUACUGGGCAGUGGGCCUGGACGGUACUGUGAGGCUGCUGAAGGACAGUUGGCCAUAUCACGAUUCAGGCAUAGAACAUGAGAGCACCAUCAUGAAAGACUUGACAGAGUGCGCCGUGCGAAAUGCUCCCGAGGUUCUGCAUCGAGGCGAAGUCAGGCUGUGCCACGAAGACAUGCGUUCUCAGAGAACACUUGCGGGAAUCUUUCUGCGAGAAGCGUGGUUAUGUAUUGGGAACACAGAGAAGGGAAAACGGCGGAAAAUCUCAGUCUCGCGCCACGUCCACUGCAGACUCGUUUCAAGUGUCGCCGGGUACAAUCUGCGACAUUUCACAGACUCAAAGGAACUUCUUGAAAGUACCCGUGACGUACUCGACGCAAUUGCCGAUGCCUACAAUCUAGCCAAGAAGAUCCACCGCAGUGUUAGCUUGAACAGCAUCAUCUUGUACAGAAAACCGGGGGAGGAGCGAAGGCGUGGAUAUCUGACAAACUGGGAGCUCGGCUGCGACAUCAAUCCCUCUUCAGAACGUCGCGGGCGGCGCGUCAUUGGCUGUUGGCAAUUCGCGUCGAUGAAUGUUCUAUCAAUCAACGAUUACCAGCGCGUUGUAGAGGACGACUUAGAAUCUUUGCUUUACACAGUGCUCUUUUGCGCUGUACUGUGGUUGGCUAACAACGGAACCGAGAGACAGUUGGAGAUGUUCUUUGCCAAUGUUUUUGAUAAGUACAGGGCACCCUAUGGAGAACACGUGCUGGGCGGCUCAGCGAAGAUGAUGAAUAAGUGGAAUCGCAGACACACGAAAGGAUUCGUGUUCAGAUCAAAGCCUUUGCAAGUGUGGCUGGACGAGGUUAUGGACCUGAACAGUCCGCCAUUUUCGGUAUCAUCCGUGUCGAAGAGGUACCCGCGCACCUGGAACUUCAAGAGCCUGGCAGAUCUCUGGGAUCAAGUAUUGAGGAUGUCAUUCCCCAACAAACCAGAUAGAGUGAAGCGCCACAAAUCCGAUGUUCCAUGGGGUGUUGUCCUGUUCGUGGCCACGAUCACCCCUAUCAGACGCAGAUCGGCUUAUUGCCGUGAUAGACCAUUACGGAGCUGCAGGAUAGUUGGUGCGACGGGUCAGCGUGAGGUACGCGGGAGCGGUACACGACGGACGGCAGACGAAAUGGACAUCAAUCGCGAAAAACCUACCAGUGAGGCUGUCCAUGAGAAGACGCUCCUCGGGAAACGUCUGGCCUCCAACACGACAGACGACAAACGGCCAAUGAAGAAGACGAAGCGGGGUAACUGGAGCACCAAGGCCGGCGCAGGCGGACAACACAUGAGUACACAUCAGCGGUCUUCUGCUGAAGGUGGCCACAGCGACCCAUCCGCAUCCCACUCGUCUCGACCUCGACCGGAACCUUCUGACUCUAAAAUGGAGACAUAG